AUGAAUGCUACGCAUCCGCAAUGCCACGAGAUUUAUCAGGAACCAACAGUCGACAAUGUGGUGGUCAUGGCACAGUUGAUGCUGGUUUUCUUUGGCAUUACUAGCAAUCUACUACUUUUACUACAAUUCUCCGGCAGAGCGAAACUCGGAACUGCAAGCUUCACCUACCUUCGGAUAAUUGCCAUCAUGCAGUUCAUAUUCUUCAUCGUACCAUUUCCACUCAAAAUCCUCACUGGACACUAUCAAAGAGGCCAGACAUGGCUUGCCACAAAUUUUCUGCCCGUUGCGAUCGGGCUCUUCCAUUUCACCAUUUCAUCUCUUUGCUUCUGCUUCGCUUUUCGACUACAGCUGCUGCUAAAUUAUGUUCGGAGAUCAAGACGUUGGAACACUCUGCCUUGGGUGGCUUGGCGAAAAAUUUGCUGGAUUCUGCCAUUUGGAGUGAUUUUGAACGUCUCACUCUGUUUCGAGUACAACUUAGAGUAUGACUUUUGCCUCAUUGGUAACCAACGACUAGUAGUUGGACGAGCUAAGUUGUCUGAAACCGCGCGUCAGGACCAUAUCAAGAUGGAAGUCAUUCGCUUCACGCCUACCGUAGUUUAUUGGAUAGGAGUUUUUUGCUGCUUCUGCUUCAUCAUAUCCGAGCGCUGUCUCUUUCCACAAAUUGGAUCACCAUAUGCGGCUAAACAUGCUCCGCUUUUUGCCAACCUUCGUCCGCUUUUGCUGGCGCUGAUGACAUCGCAGUCAGUAGUACAUCAGCCAAGCACAUUUUGUGCGUUACAGGGAUGUGAAAUAGAUGAAGCAUUCAAGCUGAUCUUAUACGGGCUCUCCUACUCCGUGUUGUUUCCUCUCAUGCUCGUCAUGAGUACAACAUUUCGCUCACAUUUCUUUCAUAUAGUCACGAACUACGUUCAUGGGCGCCCUAAAGUGCGCAAGGAUUCGGCACUACGGAAAGUUACCAAGCAUAUCACACGAGUUGUUGCCUACAGCAAGCUGGAAAUGGAAAAUUCUGAACUCGACAACAGAACCUACACGAGUGCACGUCCCCAAAGCUUGCGAGCAAUGCUGAAAGAGGACGCAAUUUAUCGCAUUCGCUUUGCCAUGCCUCAGAGUGUUGGUGUUAUUCAAGAGGAGGAUGAAAACAGCGAAGCACGACACGAGGAGGAAGCGACAGUUGCUAGGGCAUUCCUGGAAAGUGCCCAGUUCCUCGAAAGACCAGUAUUUGUAGACGAAGACUCCAAUAGUGGCUUCAGUGAACACAUGCUAUAACAAAUGUAAAAUUGUUUUGCUCACUCUCACUCCUACCGUGUGAAUCUUUGCUUACUAUCUGAUAAUGACAAUAAUUCUCAUAUUGGCUCGUGGUAUGUGAGUGACUACAAAUCCUAAAUUGAAGCUUUCGCUUUUUCUGUUGUUCGAAGUUUGCAGUUGUUCAAACGUUUGGCAUUCGAAGCUCCAUGUGAUAACUGGACGUUAUUGAUGUGAAAAUAUAAUUUUUGCGAGAGGAUGUGAAGCAACUAGCUAAAACAU
Molecule: messenger RNA, 1524 nt
Organism: Cylicocyclus nassatus
Lineage: Eukaryota; Metazoa; Nematoda; Chromadorea; Rhabditida; Strongylidae
Source: the annotation of a GenBank genome assembly